This is a messenger RNA of Octopus bimaculoides (California two-spot octopus), 537 nucleotides long. RefSeq lists its product as uncharacterized. Gene Ontology annotation, biological process: regulation of transcription by RNA polymerase II. Lineage: Eukaryota; Metazoa; Mollusca; Cephalopoda; Octopoda; Octopodidae. Gene Ontology annotation, molecular function: DNA-binding transcription factor activity, RNA polymerase II-specific; RNA polymerase II cis-regulatory region sequence-specific DNA binding. The record is from RefSeq and is a predicted model, not a curated record. Gene Ontology annotation, cellular component: nucleus.
AUGGAAAAUGAAUUAUAUUGGAGUGAAGAUGAAUAUAAAAGAGAGUCUGAAGAAAUUGAUUUUCCUGAUGAUGUAAAGAAUGAAAAGGGCAAAACAUCAUGUGAUUGUGAUACCUGUGAUUAUCAGACUGGCUCUGUAAUUAUUCACAAGCGCAAUGUCCACACCGGAGAAAAACCAUAUCACUGUGAAAUCUGUGGUAAAUCGUACUCACAAGGUAAUGACUUGACUAGGCACAAAUGCAUUCAUACAGGGGAGAAGCCAUAUCGCUGUAAUGUCUGUGGUAGAUCAUUCUUUCUAAAUCAUGUCUUGGCUCGUCCCUUAACUAGUCACAAGUGUGUUGUUCAUACAGGAGAAGGACUAUAUCGCUGUGAAUUCUGUGGUAAAUCAUUCUCUCAAAAUAAUGACUUGACGAAUCAUAAAUGCCUCCAUACUGGAGAGGAACCAUAUCGCUGUUAUAUUUGUGGUAAAUCAUUCUAUGAAUAUAUAAACUUAACUAAUCACAUACGUAUUCACACAUGUGAAGCCGUAUCACUGUAA